UAGAGAAGGGGAAGUGCACGAACGAGAAGAUGAUGAAGUUUCUAUCAUGUCAGUUUCAGAAGAUAUGGAUAAUGAGACCUUGAUCCCGUUGAAGGAUCGGGUCCCAAAGUCGGCACGCUCCGAAGCCUCUGGAACUUCUGGCAGUAGAACUCCAGCUUCUCGAUCAAGUACUGUUUUGCAGAAUAACCUCGACGAUGCUCUCCGUCAGGUUCUUUCAAGAGCGGAUAAUUUGGGCCAGACAGCUGCUUUGACAGGUCAAAAAAAGAUCGUCCAUGAUUUUGCCUGUCUUCUGGAGGGCCAUAUGCAGAAAAUUCCAGAGGAAUCGUGGCACAGUUUCCAAAUCGAAUGUCUGCAACUCGUUCACAAUUUCAAACAGCCAACCAGGCCAACUCAACCAUGUCAACAGCAACCCUCGUCAUGGCAGUCAAACCAGUGGCCAAUCAAUAGUCAUUGGUCCAAUUUCAAUCAAUGGUCUCCAGCAAGUCCAUCCUUCAACAAUGUUGGGAUGCCAGCCGCGCCUUCAGCUGUGCCUGUACCGAUACCAACGUCUUCUCAGCAGUCCACUGCUUCGACCCCACCCUCCCGACGUAGUAAUGAGAUGGUUUCCUCGGUUCUGGAAGAGCUUGGAGAAGAAAAAUAAUGUGUUCAACAGCAGCCGGUGAUUAAGAAAAGGCAAUACUGGUUGCAAAACUAACGUCUUCCAUAUCGGGACACUCUUUCAGUACUUACCUUAAUUCUUACAUGGUAAAAAAAAA
Messenger RNA from Strongylocentrotus purpuratus (purple sea urchin), 755 nucleotides. RefSeq lists its product as uncharacterized. The record is from RefSeq and is a predicted model, not a curated record. The transcript has 2 exons. NCBI's taxonomy places the organism in Eukaryota, Metazoa, Echinodermata, Echinoidea, Camarodonta, Strongylocentrotidae. The coding region runs from base 47 to 640 and encodes 197 amino acids.